Messenger RNA from Truncatella angustata, 300 nucleotides. RefSeq lists its product as uncharacterized. The transcript is spliced from 3 exons. The coding region runs from base 1 to 300 and encodes 99 amino acids. NCBI's taxonomy places the organism in Eukaryota, Fungi, Ascomycota, Sordariomycetes, Amphisphaeriales, Sporocadaceae. The record is from RefSeq and is a predicted model, not a curated record.
AUGCAGUUCACUACCGCCUUCCUCACCACCGCCCUUUCCUUCGCGGCCAGCACCUAUGCUUGGGCCCAGGCUGGUGACGGAACCUGGGUUGCAAACAACAACUGGUACACUUUGUGGUACAACAGGGGUGAUACCCGAGUUCACGAAGCAUGCACUUGGAUGAACACAGACAACGUCCACAAUGCCGGUGACAGCUGCGCUUACUGGUCGAACAGUAAUGGAGGCAUCUUCCACGGUAAAUGCGAUUACUUUAAGAGGACCGAUGGCGGCAAGCUGUGGCCCACCAUGGACUGCCGGUAA